AUGGCUUCAACACCAAACACACCCAGCUCCACCGCCACUGCCUCCGCCACCAGUACCACAUCACCUAUAUUCCUUGCCAAUGAAUCUCUACACUCAAUCCUCACACACAAAUCCUUAAUCCAACACUUCCACACAUCUCUCCCCACUACCACAUCCACACUGCACACUCCAAUCCGUCAAAGCUAUGACCUUUCGCAAUCAUCAUCUCUCCUUUUGAUGCCCUCUUGGUCCUCUACCCCUUCCCUUCCUUAUAUAGGUGUCAAGCUUGUCACCUACUUCCCUCAAAACUCGGCACUAAAUUUGCCUGGAAUUCAUGCAAGUUAUGUGCUUUUUAGCUCUGCAACUGGCCAGACUUUGGCCUCGAUGAAUGGCACUGUUUUGACCCUUUAUAGAACUUCUUGUGUUUCUGGGCUAGCAUCAAAAAUAUUGGCCAGGAACGAUAGCAAAGUUCUUGUGAUGAUUGGUGCAGGUGCUUUGGCACCCCAUUUGAUCAAGGCUCAUCUUGCUGCAAGACCCAGUUUGCAGAAAGUGAUAAUUUGGAACAGAACAAUAAAGAAAGCUGCAGACUUGGUUGAGAAAUUGAAGAAAGAAUGGGUUGGAAAUGAUGGGGUUUGUUUUGAGAGUAAUGAGAAUUUGGAGGAAAUUAUUGGAUUGGGUGAUAUUGUGAGUUGUGCUACAAAUGCUGAUGCACCCUUGGUGAAGGGUGAGAAACUAAAGCAAGGAGCCCAUUUGGAUUUGGUGGGAUCUUUCAAGGAGACAAUGAAAGAAUGUGAUGAUGAGGCAAUAAAGAGAGGAAGAGUGUUUGCUGAUAACGAGGCUGCAUUGGUGGAGGCAGGGGAGCUUGUGGGGGCCCUUGAGAGAGGGGUGAUUAAGAAAGAGGAUGUGGUUUUUUUGGUGGAGUUGAUCAAAGGGAAGAAAGUUGGCCGGAAGAAUUCUGAAGAGAUUACUGUGUUUAAGUCUGUUGGUUCUGCAGUUGUGGAUUUGCUUGCUGCACAGUUCGUGUAUGAGAGUCACAUGAAGGAUAAGUAG
Molecule: messenger RNA, 1029 nt
Organism: Dovyalis caffra
Lineage: Eukaryota; Viridiplantae; Streptophyta; Magnoliopsida; Malpighiales; Salicaceae
Source: the annotation of a GenBank genome assembly